CUGUGAACACAACCGAACAGUGUUAACUUUAAAUUCCCAGAAAUACUAUGUUCAAUCCAUCAAUUACAGCAACUACACUAUCCGUGUGGUUGAUCCCAAUGUACAAGAAAACAACAUAUGCUCCUUCCCCAAAUUCGAUUUAGCUCAGUACAGUUUUUUUGGAUACCGUUCUCCAUAUGACAUCGCAACCGCAACAUAUGUGCCGAUUAUUUUCUUGAGGUGUCAGUUCCCAAUGAAGUCUUCUGCUUUAGUGGAAACCACUAAAGAGUGUUGGAAUAAUAAAAGCAGUGGUUCCGGGGUCUACACUUAUGCUAAGGUAGGCCGUCUUAAUGCAUCAGAUUUAAGAAUUUCAUGCCGGGUUGAGCUCAUGACUAUGACUUCCUUGCGAAUUCAAGAGAAGAAUGUAAGUAGCAGUCUAUUGGAAAUCCAUGAUGCUUUGAUGUAUGGAUUUGAGCUAUUCUGGUUCAACGCUGUUUGUUACGACUCUUGUCUGUUUAGACAUUUGUGUUACCUUGAUGACGUGAAACAUGAGGUUAAAUGCAACGGUGCUCGUACAUUACACGAAAUCAUGGAUGGUCUUGGGGGUGUGGCCAAACAUCUGGGAUUGAUAAUCUUUGGACCAAAGAUUGUAAUCGGAAUUCCAAGUGUAAUUGUAAUUCUAAUCAUCAAAUUGCGAAAAAGGCACCUGUCGGUGUUUGAUGCAAUAGAGAAUUUCCUCAGCGCCGAUUUUAAUCUCUUGCCCAUAAGAUACUCUUACAGACAUAUUAAGAAUAUGACAAAGGGCUUCAAGGAGAAGUUAGGUGAAGGGGGCUAUGGUUCUGUUUACAAAGGUAAACUUCGAAGCGGCAGCUAUGUUGCGGUGAAGAUAAUAAGCAAGUCAAAGUCUAAUGGCCAAGAUUUUAUCAAUGAAGUUGGAUCCAUGGGAAGGAUUCAUCAUGUUAACAUUGUUCGACUUGUCGGAUAUUGUGCACAAAACUCCAAGUGUGCUCUUGUGUAUGAUUUCAUGUCUAAUGGAUCUCUUGACAGGUAUGUUAACCAAGGAGCUAAUGCCUGUUUGUUGAAUUGGCAAAAAAAGUUUGAGAUUGCAGUGGGAGUAGCCCGUGGGAUUGAGUACUUACACCGGGGCUGCAACAUUCAAAUUUUGCACUUUGACAUCAAGCCUCACAAUAUUCUUUUGGAUGAUAAUUUCGUUCCAAAAAUCUCUGAUUUUGGUCUUGCAAAACAUUUUCCUGUUGAUAAAAGUAGUGUCACGCUUACAGCAGCCCGUGGAACAAUUGGGUAUGUAGCACCAGAGUUGGUCAACAGAAGCAUCGGGGCCAUUUCUCACAAGGCUGAUGUAUAUAGCUUUGGAAUGCUAUUAAUGGAAAUGCUAGGCCUAAAGAGAACACCAAUUAGUAAGCAAGACGAGUCGAGUCAAUAUUUCCCGUCUUGGAUUUACAAUGACAUCAACAAGGGCAAGAUAAUUGAGAUGGGAGAAGAAGAUGAGAAUGAGAAGAGAAUUACAGAGAAGAUGACCAUAGUUGGGCUUUGGUGCAUCCAAACAAGCCCAAUUGCGCGGCCUUCAAUGAGUAGAGUGGUUGAAAUGCUUGAAGGAGACGUUGAGCUGCUGCAAAUGCCAACGGACGCUUUCAUUACGGAGGGAGUUAUGGAAGUAGAUAAUGAACAGAGUUCCAUGCCAGAAUCAUCUGAAUCCAUACAAUUUUUGGCCAACUCUGCUAAUGCCCACAACAUUCGUAUAAUUGUGGAUUAAAGUAAUUGUGUAUGUAAUUAGAUGCUAUCUUUUAUAUUUAUAUAUACGCUGUGGCAUUGUCUUCAAUUACGUACCGUACCCGGCCCCCACGUCUUAUGUUGAUCGAUCAUAUUGCACUAUGUGGCAAUGUGGCAAUGUGACAAUGUUUCACUAUAUUAAUUGGGUAAGCAAUACAUAUGUCACUCCUGAUUCA
Molecule: messenger RNA, 1943 nt
Organism: Ipomoea nil (Japanese morning glory)
Lineage: Eukaryota; Viridiplantae; Streptophyta; Magnoliopsida; Solanales; Convolvulaceae
Product: rust resistance kinase Lr10-like
Exons: 4
Coding region: 233-1750 (505 amino acids)
Biological process (GO): protein phosphorylation
Molecular function (GO): protein kinase activity; ATP binding
Source: RefSeq, a predicted model, not a curated record